Nannospalax galili (Upper Galilee mountains blind mole rat) is the source of this 724-nucleotide messenger RNA. RefSeq names its product killer cell lectin-like receptor subfamily E member 1. The coding region runs from base 101 to 724 and encodes 207 amino acids. The record is from RefSeq and is a predicted model, not a curated record. The transcript is spliced from 7 exons. Lineage: Eukaryota; Metazoa; Chordata; Mammalia; Rodentia; Spalacidae. Gene Ontology annotation, biological process: stimulatory C-type lectin receptor signaling pathway; positive regulation of natural killer cell mediated cytotoxicity.
CUCCUCAUGACCAGCUUCUGACUCCUGAGAUACAAUCACGCUACAGCUGUUACAGAACUUUCUGGAAUUUCCUCCUCAAUUCAGCUUUUCCCUUAUAGAGAUGAAUGAAGAGACCACAGCUUUUUCUACCCUAAAUGAGAACUCUCAGAUGCAGACAGCAAAGAACAGUAGGAAGAAUAAAUUUUGUUCAAAUGAAUUGUCAUUCAAGGGAGAGAAGCAAAAACACUGCAAACGCCGUAAAAAGCACAAAAAUCCAGCAGAAGAUGUCACUGGUGAAGAGGAUUACUCGCCUCCGUGGAGGCGCAUCUCCGGAGUGCUUGGUGUCCUGUGUCUUCUCCUGAUGGCUGCAGCUGUGGUGGUGGCUGUUCUCACUGCAAACUCAUCUUCUGAAAGCACUUCUUCGGCAGUCCAGCAAAAAGGACCUCAUCAUCAUCCUUGUCCAAAGAACUGGGUCUGGUUCAGAUGCCGUUGUUACUACUUCUCCAAGGAAGCUCUGACUUGGAGAGAGAGUCAGCGUGCCUGCUCAUCUGUCAAUUCCAGUCUCAUCAAGAUAAACAGAGAGGAGAUGGAUUUCUUCACUCUGAAACAUUUCUUUUGGGUUGGCGUCUACUACAAUGGAACUAGCAAACAGUGGCUGUGGGAAAAUGAUCUGGCUCAGCCCUCUGAUAUUGUCCAGGAUACAACCCAGGGCCGUACUCUUACUAGGCAAGUGCUCCACCGCUGA